AAGCACGUUUUCUCCUAGUUAUGCUGGUGACCGCUUUAUUUUGGCAUCAUAGUUUGAGUCUAAAAGAGAGUGAGUAGGCUUCAUUGCAUUACUGUCGUUUCCAACGUAAUAAUGACAAGGUCCUUGGUGCUGACGGUCUCCAUUUUGCUGCUGCUCAUUUUCGGCUGCACCGGCCACGGCAUGUACCAUGGCUGGGGUCGAAGUCACGGUGGACGCUGGCAUGACCGAUGGGAUGGACAUAGGGGGAUGGGAAACGGAGGGGGUUGUCCUGGGUGUGGACGCUGGGGAAUGAUGAUGGGUCGACGCUUUGGCUGGGACGAGAUGAUGGGUCCAGGAUGGGGCAGACGCUGGCAAACUGAUGGCGGUGAUGGUUCGCCCUCGCGUGGUCUAUGCGGGGAGGAAAGUUACGACCCCAGUACUCACAUGUGCUGUGGAGGAGGCGUGCACGCAAUAGACGACAACACGUUUUGCUGUGGCGGAGAGGUCGUGAAUGCGAACACAGAAUCUUGCUGCGCGGGAAACAAGUAUAGACUGAAAGAAAACAAGGGUUGCUGCCGUGGUCUCCUGUACGACACCACAAAGGACUUGUGUGAGAGGGGGAGAAUCAUUUCUAAACCAGACUCCACGUUGAAAGUUGUGGAAUGAAAAACGUGACGACUGCUGUAGUUAUAUCUGACGUCAGCGCAUAUUUGGAGAAGGUGUGGAAGAACGGGUAGAAGGAUUGAAAAAGGAUGUACCUCACACAGUUGUCGCAGAUGACAUUGUUUAAGGCAUGCAGUACGCAUAAGACCUUUACACAGCCAAAAAUACACUUUCCUGUCAAUCACUGAACGUUUUCCUUUAUCGCCAAAUUACACCAUAUCCAGAACCGUUGCCAAAGUCACAACAUAAACCCGUUUCUGAUUUUGUAAUGGAGAUGAAGACUGGUUCUUCUCUCACGUGAAUGUUAAAAGAUUUCAAAAUGUGGUUAAUAGUGAUUUUCUCAACAGUUUUGGAUAGGAUAUGCCUAUUUUGGUAGUAAAGGAAAUUUGUUGAAAUUUUCAGGAAAGUUUUAUCAUUAUUUUUAUUCAUUUUUUUUAUAUGUAUACCAAUUAAUUUUGCAAAUAACCUCUGACCCUCCAUUAUUAUGUGCCUUAAAGCUAUGCCAAAGAAACAUCGUUUAUGCAAUUUAAAGGGAUAGCAACACUUCAUUUUGGCGGGAAAAGUGCCAUAAAACGGAUUUUUCCGGGGGUAAACAACGGUGUUCCCAUACUUACCAAUGGUAAAUAUAUCCGUUCUGACAUUCAAAAUUAAUCGAUUGUUGUUUUAAGUGUGCUUUUAUAAUCUUAAGAGAUUCUUACAGAAGGUAGAAAUCUAUGAAGGUUCAUAGGUCCGAUGGGAAGCACAGAUUUCAGAAUAUUUGCAUUGACCGCCGUUUUGGUGGUAAAAUGGAAUUUAUCAUAUUUCUAUUUGUUGUUUCCAAUGUAUUUAUUGUGGAAUUUUGAAUCUCAUACGAACAGUUGUUAUCCCUUUAAGAUUUUCCCUUUAAGAUUUUUAAGAGAAAUCCGAAAAAAUACCGUGUAUCGUAAUGACAAUCAUUGCUUCAAUCAGCAUUAAUACAGUUUGGCGUUAAAUGUAGCAUUGAUGGGCGAUGCUUUUACGCGGGGUUCAGAACGUGAUGGAGUGUUAUUUUUAUAAUAAAGGAAUUGAGUAAACUCGU
Molecule: messenger RNA, 1699 nt
Organism: Lingula anatina
Lineage: Eukaryota; Metazoa; Brachiopoda; Lingulata; Lingulida; Lingulidae
Source: RefSeq, a predicted model, not a curated record